AUGAAAACGUUAACCGAGGCCGAACAGAAGUUUCUCAAUCACGACUGGGUAAACGACAAAAAAUGGAAACUCUACUUAAGCAAUUUAUACCCCUCCCCCUCCAUACACAAUAUCGAGAAAUACAAGAAGAAAUAUUUUCAGAAGAAUAUCGACAAGAAUCUGGAUGUGAAUGCCAGUUUUGGGAGUGAAGCCGUUAAGGAGGAAAUGCCGCAGCCCCCCAAUUUCCAAACGCACGGCAACAAGGGCUACACGUACAGCGGGCAUGUUCCCCUGGUGACGUUUUUCUUCAGCGUGUUCGUCCUAUGCGUCAGUCUCUUUUACUUUGUGUUGCUGUCCCUGAACUUGAGUUUAUACAAGAAAAUGGGCACCUUCAUGAGUCUGUCCUACUUCUGCGCCUUCCUGAGUUUGCUGUACACGGACUACAAAACGCAGAGGCACAAUUUUUCCCUCGUUCAGUUCUUCUCGAGCGAAAAGGGCCAGUACUUGUCCUACUCCAUGAUAUUGUUUUUCAUCAAGGACGCCGUGCUGAUAUUUUUGCCAAUUUUUUUUACCCUCUUAAUUAUUUCGUACUUAAUGUAUAAACAGAUUAAGUCUCUUUUCCCUCCCGUAAUUCAAAGGAAUUACUAUCUUAACAAAAUUGUGUCCUACUUGGAUCACUCGAUCCUAAAUGUCUACUUGAUGCGAGCCAACAUCGAAAUCUACAAUUUAGUUUUUAUAAUAAUUUGUCUCUUCCUGAAAAGAGUCAGUCUCCUGAAUUUGAUUAUUUACCUCCACUUUUUCAAGCUAAAGUAUAGCUCCUCGGAUUCGUAUUUCCACGCCUGCUAUGCGAAGAACGGAGAAAUGAUCAGGCAGUGCUUGUCGCACCCCAUGGUUCCCAAGUCCUUUUUGAACGUAUUCAACAAGGUGUCCCACUACUUUAACGCCUACCUCAGUUACAGACGCAGGUAG
This is a messenger RNA of Plasmodium cynomolgi strain B, 948 nucleotides long. Its product is annotated as secy-independent transporter protein. The transcript is spliced from 9 exons. NCBI's taxonomy places the organism in Eukaryota, Apicomplexa, Aconoidasida, Haemosporida, Plasmodiidae. Gene Ontology annotation, cellular component: membrane; endoplasmic reticulum. Gene Ontology annotation, biological process: membrane organization; endoplasmic reticulum tubular network organization. Bases 1 to 948 code for a protein of 315 amino acids. The record is from RefSeq and is a predicted model, not a curated record.